Molecule: messenger RNA, 3745 nt
Organism: Stegostoma tigrinum
Lineage: Eukaryota; Metazoa; Chordata; Chondrichthyes; Orectolobiformes; Stegostomatidae
Gene: rps19bp1
Product: ribosomal protein S19 binding protein 1
Exons: 4
Coding region: 113-568 (151 amino acids)
Cellular component (GO): nucleolus
Molecular function (GO): enzyme binding
Source: RefSeq, a predicted model, not a curated record
GGGUGGGUUUGCCGCGAUUUGGUCGUCUCUUGGUCUCGCUGUUUCGUCCUGGGCUUUCAGAACGGCUGGAGGAAGGCGGCCGGCGAUUGCACCGGCUCCAACCAACGAGGCGAUGUCGGCAGCGCUGGUCAGGAAGGGGCUCGAGUUGAUGAGCCAGGAUUUGAGAGAUAAAGGGAGGAGCAGGAAGGCUAUUCCCAGACACUCAUCUAGCACUGACCGUUUGCACCUAGUUAAUACAAACGAGAAAGGAACAAAAAAGCAAUUAAAGAGCCUGCAGGGACGAGGGAAGAACAAGAGCAAAGCGACUGUCAAGGGCAAGGUUGUUAAAUCAGCAUUAGAGGAGUAUUGGAAGAAAAAGGCUGCAGAUCACACAGAGGAAAAUCUCCAGUACAUGCUCAGUGCUAGGUUCCUUACUGAGAGCAAUGUGACUAAAAAGGUCUUGAAUUACAGUCAAGGAAGGAAAGCAAAGGAUCGCCCUGAGAAAAAGGAAGUGAAGAAGGAAAAGAAGAGCAUAUUCACAGAGAGUGACUUUAAAAAGUUUGAGAGAGAGUAUUUUGGGGCACCUUAACCUUGACUUUUGGUGAAAAGAGUGGACAAGCAGACUUCAGUUGUUGGGGGGACAGAUCAGACUACGACAUCAUGAACCCUGUAAGCAAUGCCUACCUCAAGUCUUAAUCAUGAAGACUGUCCUGAGGACUGAUCAUCCGUUUGUGAGAGCAAGAGAGACCGCGCAAGGAGAGAAAAUCCAGUUCAUCCCAAGUUUGAGACCUGCCAGCAUUUGGUAGUCAUUUAUUUAGUCGUUAAAACCUUGCGUUCUCCUUUUCUGUGUUUCAUGUCAAUAUGCAAACAUUUGUGUUAAGCAAAGAGUAAACCUUGCAUUGUACCAGAUUACUUGCGCGCAUUACUAGAAUGCUAUGUCUAACACUAUGUCUCCCAGACUUUCUCCCACUGAGAGUACAGGAUCUUGUUUGAUAGGGAGCUCAGUUGUUCUAACUCAGUUGAAGCUUCUUGCUGCCAAACAGCUCACAACCCCACUUAGGGUUGCAAGUCCCAUUUGAGAAACCCUGGUUUGACAAGCAGCACCAUUUAUGUAAUCUUUAGCUCCCAGUCACAUCACGGUUUUUAUUCAUGGAACGGGAACACUCAGAUAUUUUCACACUUUCUCUUCCAGUCCACCACAAACCAUCCUAAAGAGGACAGCCAUCUUGCUGGUUUAUCCAGGCAGGUAGACCAGGAUGCUAAAUUUCAAGCCUAGUCUUUGCUGAUCUCUGGGGUCGCUACCAUUCACUGUGUUGCCCCUGGCACUAAAGUUCCUGCUGUUUAGCACUAUGAGAUAAACACAUGGGAUAAUGCCUACAUGUGAACAUCAAGUAUUGAUGAAAUUGGGCAGAAUCGUGACCCCUGUCUCUUCUGCAUGAUCUUCACACUCCUUGUUAAGACUAAUUCCUGAAGAAUGUUAAUGUGAGUGAGAUGGAAUAAAGACUUUGACUGAACAAUUAAUGACACCCCAAUCCCUGCCCCUGCAUCUUCCCUCUCCUUGUUAAACUUACAGUUUCUUCAAAACAGGAAGUAUAAACUUCAGAAAACAACUCACAUCUCAUUUAUUCUGACUAUUGUACUUUUGAUCAAUACCUCACAUAAGAUUGAAACCAUGGUUAAUUUCACCCCUGUUAUCCUCUUUAUUCUUUCAUGGGAUAUGGUAUUGCUGGCCCAUUCCUAAUUGCCCUAGAACUGAGGGCGGUUAAGAGUCUACCACAAUAAUCCCUGCUUAAUGUGCUGGGGUCCUGGGUUCAAUCCCCACCUUGGCAGCUGGUGGAGUUUAAAUGUAAUGGAUGAAUAAAUCUGGAAUAUAAAGCUAGUUUUAGUAGCAGUGACCAUGCAACUAUAAUCUGUUAUGAAAAGAUGCCUAGUUCACUAAUGUUAUGGAGGAAGGAGACCUGCCCUCUGAAACAGUUUAGCAAGCCACUCAGUUCAAAGGCAACUGGGGAUGUGCAGUAAAUGCUGGCAUGGCCGGUGAGAUCAAUAUCCCAUGAAAGAAUAAAUAAAAAGAUUGCCCCCAGCAGCUGCUGUCACCAGUGAGCUACACUGUGUUGUUACACAGAUCAGAGUUAAUUCUUGCUAAUAAACCUUAUCUCUAGCCUCACUUGAGUCACAGCAUUCUGGGUUCAAGUCUGAUCACGACCUGAAAGCAGAGAUCAGGGCUGACACUCCAGUGCAGUAUUGAGGGGAGGCUACGCUCAUACAGCUGCCUUCCUUCAAAUGUGAUGUGCUCCUGCACAAUCAGUUCAAUAUAAAAUAGGCCGUAGCACCAUGUUGAAGAGGAGAAGGGAGUCAUUCCUCAUUAAUUGGACAAUAUUUAUCAAGCAAUUAAUGUCUCAAAAACAAAAUAGACGAUCUGAUUGUUAUUACCCUGUUGUUCAUGGGAGCUGGCUGUGUGUAGAUUGGCUGACGUGUUUUCAGCAAUAUGACAGUGACUAAGAAUCUUUAGCGGUUGUGAACAGUGCUAAGUAAAUGCAAGUCAGUUUUUCCUGUUUGUGAAGCUGGAUUUUUUUAAAAAUCUAGAUUGAGGUAAUGUGAUAUGAAAGUUAAUAUACACCCACCACUGAAUUUAGAUUUAACAUGAAACCAUAGCUGCUGACACAUCUUUGGCUUGCAUUGUAAAUGUAUUUCAUUUUCCCUCCCAUCUCUCUAGACUUUUAAGCCCCAGUUUGUGAUGGGAGACGCAGGGCAAAGCAUGUGUGAGAAUGCCUUCUCUCGAGAACAGUCAGGAUCUAAUUACAACAUGUAAAAGGCAUCUGGAUGGGUACACAAAUAGGAAGGGUUUGGAGGGAUAUGGGCCAAAUGCUGUCAAAUGGGACUAGAUUAAUUUAGGUAUAUCUGAUCAGCAUGAAUGAGUUGGACCAAAGGGCCAGUUUCCAUGCUGAAUAGCUCUAUGACUUUGGCUACAGUCACACAACCUUUAGUGACUGCAGUACCUGCAAGAGUUCCACAUCAUCACAAAAAUAAAAUCAGUGAAACCCCACAAAAGAAUUCAGGAAAACCUGAUUAUUAGAAAUCCACCUUCCAUUUCCUACAUCUAUCACUUGGGAUAUUUCUGUUGUAGCCCUGUUUUCAUCCAGAGUAUCAGAAAAAGCAAGUUGUGUUACUGCUUCAGGAGGAUCUCUUCCACCUGCCCACGAACUUCUAAUUGAGUUCACCCCAAGACACUAUGUGACCAUAAAUGUAGGACCAAGAGUAAGCCAUUCAGUUCAUGAAGUCUCCUGUUCCUUUUGUUGAGAUCAGUGAGUCCAGCAGUGCUUUUUAAAACUGCCAUUUGCUUUGCAAUUCCUGUUGCACUAAAUGGACUUAAGCUCUGUAUAGAGACUGGAGCAUUUUCAUUUAUAUGUAUGGAAUUGAUUAUUGUGAGGAUCUUGAUUAGUAGAUAAUUGAAUGCAUGCUAGUUAAAAUGUGGAAAAAAAAAUUAAAAGGGCUUAUGGAAUGCUAGUUUUCAUUACAAAGAACCUAGGACAAAGAGAGUGGAGUCACUGUACAGUUGUAUAGCAUUAGAGUCCUUCUGGAAUUGUGAGUGGUUUUAGGACUGUCACUUCAGGAGGACUUUGGAGUUCAUUGCAGAUUUAUCAGAAUGCUAUCAGGGUGAACAAGUUAAAAUUAUAAUAAAGUUGUGUAGUUUGAGCUUGUGUUCCCCCAAGUCUAGAUCAAGGGGUGAUCUCAUUGAGGUUUUUAGCAUUAAAGGAUUUUGAAGUGA